AUGCUGGUCAAUUUGUCCAGCGACGAGGAAGUGCUGAAGGUUCUCGCCGAGGAUGACCAAUUCAUUGAGACCCUGCUCUUGAAGUUGACCAGUGUCAAGGAUCCCAACGUCGACGAAGUCGCCAUGCUGUUGGCCAAUCUGGUCAAGUCCGACGUCCUACAAAAACUGUUCGAGCUCAAGCGCAAGGUCCCCGAGGCUGUAUCGACCUCAGAGAACGCCAUUGACCAGAUCAUGGACUGCUUCGUCAAGGGCGCUGAAGGUGGUCUCAACAAGCACGCCAACUACGAUUACCUGUCAUACGUUUUCGCCGAUCUAUCGCAGACCGAGAAGGGUCGGAAGUAUUUCACCGAGCGCCAGGAGUACGACGGCGUCGUGCCCAUCACCAAGCUCACCGUCUUCACCGAGCACAAGAGCAACAUCCGCCGCAAGGGUGUAGCAUCCACAAUCAAGAACGUGGCUUUCGACAUCGCCUCGCACCCCAUGCUCUUCGACGAGGACGCUGUGAACCUCCUGCCUUACCUGCUUCUCCCCCUUGCCGGACCUGAAGAAUUCUCCGACGAGGACAGCAUGGACAUGCUCCCCGAUCUCCAGCUACUGCCCCCUGACAAACAGCGGGACAGCGACAACACCAUCGUCGCGACCCACCUGGAAACAUUGCUCCUCAUGACUACCACUCGGGAAGGCCGAGAGAAGAUGCGUGCGGUCAAGGUCUACCCUCUGAUCCGUGAGACACAUUUGCAUGCUGGCGACGAGAAUGUGGAAGAGGCUUGCGAUCGAUUGGUGCAGGUCCUCAUGCGUGACGAGGAGGGUGAGGGCCAAGAGCCCGAGCAGGCUCAAUUGGAGCCUGCCCAAAACGAGGACGAUCAGGUAGUAGAACUUGACUGUGACUCGGACAUCGAUCUACCGCCCGACGUGAACCCAGACACAGGCACAGGCACAGACCCAGGCUCAGGCUCGGAGACAAUUGCCCAGCGCGUGCGGGCCUUUAUGUCUCGCGCCCCUCUUCUUUCGUCGCCCGCGCUGGGUGCCGCGACGUACGGAGCCGUGCGCAUUCCAGAUGGAGACGAAGAUGGGUCCGACGAGGUAGAGACUGGGGCUGAGACUGCGACCGGGACGACCAGGUCGUCCGGCUCUCGGCGUAAAGGUCGGUUGCAGCGUGCUAGCUUUGAAAAUGGGGCGAGCUCAAGUGCUGCGCCGCGACGGUCUCAUUCCUUUGUUAGACGACGAAAUAGCAUGUAUGCCGAGAGACGCAAUCGAAGGCCGUCUUCUGCUGCGUCUGAUGUAGGCAUGGGUGCUGAUUCUAAGUUCUCCUUUGCAACGGGUCUGGCUGUACCGGGUAACCCGGUCAUGCAGGAGACGCCCGCUUCGUCACUUUAUAUGACUAGUGAUGAAGAAGAUGUCUCAGAUAUUGAUGAUGAUGAUUCAAAGUCCUCUGAGGAGGAUCCGCCGGAUAAUUCGCCGUAUGCUCAAGUACGAGCUUCGGUGCCGGCCACUGACGAUGUGACUCUUUCUAUUAACAGUUCUGCUGCCAAUCUUUUCUUUUCACUGCGCUAUCCCAGCGUGGCCAUCACCCCAAUUAUUGCUCUCGUUUUGGUUCAUCCACUCGGCAAGUUUUGGGACGUGCUUUGUAAACAUACAGGUGAUCCUGUCGAAGUAUUCGAGAACGGAACCCUUCAUCAUCGAGAAUCACUCAACGGCGACAUUGAUCCACUUCCUACUUCAUUAGGGACUCGAAUUAGACUCUGGUUUGGCCAGGGCCGUUGGAACGAGAAAGAACAUGCUUGCGUCUACAUCAGCAGUAAUGUUUCUUUUGGAUUUGCUUUCGCCACUGAUGUUCUUGUUGAGCAACACAAAUUUUACAACCAAGAGGUUCCAAUCAUGUACCAACUCUUGCUCAUUAUCUCAACCCAAGUCUUGGGUUAUGCAUUCGCCGGACUGACCCGACGAUUCUUGGUCCGGCCUUCAGCCAUGAUCUGGCCGGGGACGCUGAUGUCUACAGCUAUGUUUUCUACCAUGCACAAGUCUGUCAACAAAAAGGCCAAUGGCUGGAGUAUCUCUCGAUACAAGUUCUUCAUCAUUGUUUGGGCCGGAGCAUUUCUAUGGUACUUUGUUCCAGGGCUGUUGAUGCCUGCUCUCAGUUACUUCAAUGUGAUCACCUGGCUGGCGCCUAAAAAUGUUGUGGUUUCCAACUUGUUUGGUGUUGCUUCAGGCCUUGGGAUGUUUCCUUUGACUUUUGAUUGGGCUCAGAUUGCCUACAUUGGCUCUCCAUUACUAACGCCUUGGUGGGCCGCUGCCAAUAUUGUGACAGGCCUAGUGAUCGUCAUUUGGGCACUUGCUCCAAUCCUUUAUUACAAAAACGUUCUUUUCUCCUCAUACAUGCCUAUACUUUCAACGGCCGUCUUUGAUAAUACUGGAAAACCUUACAACGUCAGUCGAAUCCUGACCGGGGAGUUCUUGUUUGACGAACAAGCCUACAAAGACUACUCUCCAGUAUACCUCCCAAUUACCUACGUGUUGUCAUAUGGAGUACAGUUCGCUGCUUUGACGUCUCUUGUCACCCACACUAUUUGCUGGUAUGGAAAAGACAUCUGGCAACAGACCAGAAAGGCUUUUGAUGAGAGACAAGAUGUCCCAGCAAUGGAGACAUAUCAGCCACUUCGAGGCGAUAACAAUGGCAGCCAGCAAAGUUUUAAUAUUUCAAGGAGUGGCUCAGACCCUCGUCUGGAAAGCCAACUUGGAAUGGAAGAUGUCCACUGCCGCUUGAUGAGACGCUACAAAGAUGCUCCUCUCACGUGGUACAUACUUGUGUUCAUUUCCAUGUUGGCUAUCGCAACUUUUACAGUGGAAUACUAUCCCACCCAUCUUCCCUGGUACGGACUACUUCUAGCCCUGGCCAUUACCAGUAUCUUCUUCAUUCCAGUGGGCAUCAUUAUGGCAGUCACAAAUCAACACAGCAGCCUCUACCUAAUUUGCCAACUCAUCUGUGGCAUAGUCUUUCCAGGAAGACCAGUGGCGAACAUGAUUUUCGUGACAUAUUCAUACAUCAGCUCUGCGCAAGGCAUCAAGUUCUCCUCUGACCUAAAACUCGGCCACUACAUGAAAAUCCCACCCCGAAUCCUGUUCGGCGUGCAAAUGAUGGCAACGCUAGUCUCAAGUCUAACCCAGAUAGGGGUACUAAAUUGGAUGUUCACUUUCAUCCCGAAAUUGUGCACGCCCGAAGCCAUCAACGGCUUUAACUGCCCCAUCGCCCGAGUCCAUUUCAACGGCAGCAUUCUCUGGGGAGUCGUUGGGCCCCAGCGCUUCUUCGGUCCAGGAGGUCUCUACAGACCACUUGUAUGGGCCUUCUUGAUAGGUGCUGUGGCACCGCUGGGAACUUGGCUUCUAGGCCGACACAGCAAGAAAAGUUUCUGGCGGAAGGUCAACUUCCCUAUUCUAUUCGGCAGUCUAAGUUGGAUUCCACCUGCCACCGGACUCAACUUCUCCAUCUGGGCUCUUGUCUGUUUCAUAUUUAAUUAUGUGAUUCGGAGACGGAGGACUGCUUGGUGGGAGAAAUAUGCCAUGACUUUGUCAGCUGCCUUGGAUUCGGGGCUGGCGUUUGCUGUUGUGGUUGUAUUCUUCGCGUUCAUUUAUCCUGGCUGGGUUGAUGGAUUCAAGUGGUGGGGAACGGAGAUUUACAAACAGGGUUGUGACUGGAUUGCUUGUCCGUAUAAACAAUUAGAACCUGGUCAAAAGUUUGGUCAGUAG
Messenger RNA from Penicillium nucicola, 3744 nucleotides. Its product is annotated as Oligopeptide transporter OPT superfamily. The coding region runs from base 1 to 3744 and encodes 1247 amino acids. The transcript has 10 exons. Gene Ontology annotation, biological process: transmembrane transport. The record is from RefSeq and is a predicted model, not a curated record. Gene Ontology annotation, molecular function: oligopeptide transmembrane transporter activity. Lineage: Eukaryota; Fungi; Ascomycota; Eurotiomycetes; Eurotiales; Aspergillaceae.